UCAAUGAAGUUGAUGGGUACAGUAAUCCACACGGGCACUCAGUUUAAUAUGGUACAAAGGGAAAACUGUUCGUAAUAAGUGGAAUUUUUUUUCCUUACAUCUCAGAAGUUACAGAGGGGGGAAACCGCGUGGAGGAGUUAAAACUCAGGCACCUAUCUGAUGGGGACAUAUCUUCAUCCAGGAAUUUCUAUAUCUUUUGACCAAAUUGGGCUUCAGGUGCACUUUAGUGCAGAUGCAAGGACUUAUGCAGAGACAAACUUUAGUCCUACGUAAACCAGAUGCAUCCAGCAAAGAGUCACAAUCCUCUUGCAGUGAUAACCACGGUUUAUUCCAAACACUGACCCCCGUCUCAUACAUAUCAUUUCCACAUUUUACCAUUCUGCACCUUCUCUGCAUUCAUCUGAAUGAAGCUUAGCACAGACUUUCAGCUUUUGCUGAACACUGAACUUGUGUGAGAGUUGCUGUGCGGAGCAUCGCUGCACUCCGGUAGAACCUAUUAGCUCAGCUAAGUGCUUGUGUCCACAUGAUUAAAAAUACCUACCUCAUAAAUGUUUUGGACAUGCUUAUCUCUUAAGGAUGACUCUUUGCUCUGUGUCAGUCAUCAACUAUUCUCACUGAUUAGUCUCUCUGGAUUUUGAGCUUCUCACAUACACACAUCAAACAAGAGACGAGGAUCACUGACUCUACUUUUUCUGACAGUACUUCACAACAUGGUGAGGUUUUGCUGGCAUAUAUAGACAACAGCCACAAAGUCGCCCUAAUGUCAGACCAGCAUAAAACUGGAGGGGAAGAAGAAGAAAAGGAGACUUCUGGCCUUACAGGGAAGACCAAAUCUGAGGAAGAAAAUGAGAUCAAUGAGACGAAUGAGAUUGAGAAGAAGGUGGAGGAGGAGGAUGGCAGAGCGAUGCAGAUCCCCCUGCACCGCUGGUUGAUGCACGGGGCAUUGAUGUUUGGACGUGAGUUUUGCUAUGCCAUGGAAACAGCACUAGUGACACCUGUGCUGCUGCAAAUAGGUCUUCCUGAGAAGUAUUAUAGUUUGACCUGGUUCCUCAGCCCUGUGUUUGGUCUAAUCUUCACGCCGCUGCUGGGCUCAGCCAGCGACCGCUGCACUCUGAGCUGGGGCCGCAGAAGGCCGUUCAUUCUGGCUCUCUGUGUCGGUGCUCUGAUCGGAGUGGCGCUGUUUCUGAAUGGAUCACUCAUUGGGCUUUCUGUCGGGGACAGUGUCAACAAUCAGCCAAUCGGCAUCAUUCUUACCAUAGUGGGCGUGGUAAUACUGGACUUCUGUGCCGACGCGGCUGAGGGACCAGUCAGAGCCUACCUUCUUGAUGUCGCUGACACAGAAGAGCAAGACAUCGCCCUGAAUAUUCAUGCGAUUUCAGCCAGUGUCGGUGGAGCGGUGGGAUACAUGCUGGGGGGUCUGGAUUGGACGGGCACAGCUCUGGGGAUUGCCUUCAAAGCACAGGAACAGGUCCUGUUCCUGUUUACAAGCAUCGUCUUCAUCAUUUCCGUCAUACUGCACAUGUUCAGCAUUCCCGAGGAACGUCUGACUCCAGCUGAACUCCUAAACGACACGAGGCACGGAGGUUUUAGCAGCAAGGCGUUCACUAACCCCGAAUCCCAUGGGAGCACAGAAGACGGUGCGGCACAAGGCCCUUCAGGAGAGCAGGAGAUGUCCGCUCUCCACAAGCAACACCUUGAUCUCCUUUCUGUGGAACGAGUGCGCAGUAAAAGCGACUCCGUCUUGGCCAUGUCAGACGCUUCGGUUAACUUUCACAGAGUCCUCCUUCCAGACCUUCAGACUCCCUCCCCAGAGAGCUUUUUUCUGCCGGUCACAGAUCAGGUGCUAGAAGACGUCUUCACGCCAUCAGUGAACAGCUUCGGUUCCUCGCCCUCGAUUGAAGAGUCUUCCAGCGCUGAUCAGAACGUGGCCAUAAAACUGCUGUCUCCUGUUUCAUCUAAUCCUGCUCCUGCAACAAAUGGCUUCCAUUCCUUGCUUCAGAAUAAACGUGGCUCAGAGGACCAACAGCUGAGAAAAAUCAUAGCUGACAAGGCUCUCAGUUCUGGCUUGUCCUCACCUGCCUCUCCUAAUCCAGGCAGAAGCCAUGGCUUGACGAAAACCAGGGACCGUGCUUGUAGUAGUCUUGGAGUAUCACGGCCUCGAGCACAGAGCUUCUACAGACAACCGUCCUUUACCUUUUCAUACUAUGGCCGGGUGGGGUCACAGCGAAGUCGAGCAGUGCACCCUCAGCGGAUCGCUGUCUCCCGGAGUCUGAAUGACCUGAGUAAGGUUCACCAUACUGAUGGGAAAGAGCUGCGGCCAUCAGCCGGCAGCGUGCCACCGGAUCGGUCCUGCAGUGAAGGAGAGGCAGACAAGGGGACAACUGUGCGACUGCUUUGGCUGUCUUUGUUUAAGAUGCCGAAACAGCUGUGGAGAUUAUGUGUGUGCCAUCUCCUCACAUGGUUCGCGUACAUGGCUGAAUCUGUGUUCUACACAGAUUUUAUGGGACAAGUCAUUUAUAAUGGAAAUCCACUGGCAGCAGCUAAUUCUACGGAACUACAAAAUUAUCAAAGAGGAGUGCAGAUGGGCUGCUGGGGACUGGUGCUGUGUGCUGCUACUUCUGCUGUCAGCUCUGCUGUCCUGCAGAAGUAUCUCGAUAACUUCGAUCUGAACAUCAAGGUGGUCUACGUUGUUGGCACUCUGGCAUUCUCAGUAGGAGCUGCAAUCAUGGCAAUCUUCCCAAAUGUUUACGUUACCAUGGUGCUGAUCGGCACCAUGGGCAUCAUGUCCAUGAGCAUGUCCUACUGUCCCUAUGCGUUACUCGGCCAAUAUCAUGAAAUCAAACAGUACAUUGACCACAGUCCGGCAAACACAAAGAGAGGCUUCGGUAUUGACUGUGCCAUCUUAACCUGUCAGGUCUAUAUCAGCCAGAUUUUGGUGGCGGUGGCUCUGGGGUCGAUAGUGGAGGCGAUCGGCAGUGUGCGCGUGGUCCCGGUGGUUGCUUCUGCGGGAUCCUUCGCCGGCUUCCUGACAGCCUGCUUCCUCGUCAUUUAUCCUGAUAUUGAUCCCAGCAGCUCAGCGGAGAGGCUGCACUUGCCUGAAUUGCCUGAUUUAGAGGAGCAUGCAGGAAGAACUACAGACCAGAAACGGCCUCCGCUGGAUCACACAGAAAGAAAGGUUUUGGAGAAGGCCGACAAUCAGUCACUGAGUGAACAUUAAUCCAUGAAGAAAUUCUCCAGCUUGUCUCUUUCGAUACAGCUUCGAGGAGAAUAACACACAUUUUGUUCCUGGGUAGAAAGAACAUUUUCCUCCUUUCUAGACCUGCAAAUCAAUGAUAAGGUUAUUAUGAUGUUCAAACUUUGAUUUUGUAUCUUUGGUGAUUAAUUAUUUGAUUUUUAUAUUUUAAAGAAAGUGAAAAAGCUUUUGGUAUACUAAUUAGAUGAAUAAAGAAAAGAAAUGACUGAAAUGUGAUUGCAUGUUUGCCCUAUUUCACAUGGAAUACUGUGGAAAAUGGGAAAGCCAGAGGAUUCAUGGCCUGUUAGUUUUUGCACAAGCAAUCAGGAGAAAAAUACUUUCACCUCAUAAAUGGAGAAAAGUUCAAAAGUUGUUCUCCUGUGUAAUAAGUGCUGCUAAUUUAGAGAUUUGUCAGAAGGUGUUUUUCCAAGGGAGCCACAAUUCAAUGAAAAUAUAGCAGGAAUUUGAUAUUUCAAUUUCAACAGUAAAAAAGUGUGCAUGCACUGUGUCAACAAUGUUUCACAUCAUUAAAAGGUUAUGAAUAUAAUUUUUCCAAGCUGGGCAAUAAACAUUUUCAUUCAUAAAUGCCACAAUAAUCAAUUGAGCUUCUUUGUUGUUAUUUUGGGGAAAUUGAUUUUAAUUUACGCUGAGCUAAAUGUCACC
Messenger RNA from Salarias fasciatus (jewelled blenny), 3895 nucleotides. Its product is annotated as solute carrier family 45 member 4-like. Gene Ontology annotation, cellular component: membrane. The record is from RefSeq and is a predicted model, not a curated record. Gene Ontology annotation, biological process: transmembrane transport. NCBI's taxonomy places the organism in Eukaryota, Metazoa, Chordata, Actinopteri, Blenniiformes, Blenniidae. Gene Ontology annotation, molecular function: sucrose:proton symporter activity. Bases 761 to 3217 code for a protein of 818 amino acids. The transcript has 13 exons.